AAGAAGAAGCGGAAGAAGACAAUUCAUAUUUGAAUUUCUGGCGCACAUAUGGAGCACAUACUUGCUGUACCGAUUUUAUUUUUCCUGUUGGUAAUCUUUAGUAAAGGUCUAGCAGCUGUGAUCCAAACCCAGCAGACGGUGUCAGCAGCAGUAGGAGAAGAUGCUCCUCUCAGCUGUCAGCUGCUGGAAACUAAAGACGUCCAGCAGGUCACCUGGCAGAAGGUCUUGGAGAGAACAGAGAGGAAUAUUGGUUCCUACAGCGAGUAUUAUGGUGAAACAGUGAAUGAUGGAUUUAGAGAUAAAGUUCAGUUUACAGAAGCUAAACUGCAGAAGAACUCUAUAGUUAUCAGGAACAUCACAGAUCAGGAUGAAGGAUGUUAUCUCUGUCUGUUCAACACUUAUCCUGAUGGAGCUCUGACAGGAAGAACAUGUCUGAUAGUUUAUGAGCUGGAUGGACCCUUCAUUAACAUCAGAAACUAUCCUCCAGGGUCGGUUGUGACCUGUUCAGCCACAGGUCGACCUGUUCCCAUGGUAACACUGACUGUUCUCCAUCAGAACCUCAGCUUCUCCCACUACAACACCAGCAGAGAGACCAACACCAACGGUACCGUCACCGUCACCACCACAGCUCUGCUGUCAGCUCUCAGCAGCUCACAGGUUGGAUGUUCAGUAUCAGUUCACUCUGCUGCUCCCAGAGAGCUGAUGGUCACCGUUCCUGGACUCGCAGAGACGUCUGAUGAAAGGUUGGAUAAACAAUCCCCAUCGUAUUACCACGCCCUCCAAUGGGCUUUGAUUGCUGCAGUAAUGGCAGUCAUGAUUUGUUUAGCUAUCCUGCUCGGAAUAAGAUUUCAGAGAAGCCACAGGAAUAAGAAGCCUUCAGAGGACACCACAGAAAAUCAGAAUUUGGACGACUCACCAGUGUCGAACAAAGACGUCAGACUACGAACAUCUGAGAGGCAGAGACAAAACAGCGAGGAUGAAAAAAGAGUAGAGAAUUAAAACUGUACAUGUGUUAAAUAAACAAAACCCAGAAUAUCAUUGCUGUUCAGGUUAUGUCUCAUAAAUCCCAAAAUAUUUUAACAUAAGGACAAGGUGCAGCGAGCAGUUAAUGUCCAAAAUAUUGAAUACAGACCAGCUCUAACACCUGUAAUCCAUCACCAUGACUACAGAAGCACCUAAUUUGAAUGUUUAAAAGGAGUGUUGGAAUAUUAUAUAUUUUCCAAGCACAUAGUGUGACCAUUUUAAUUGUUACCUUCAGUUAUUACAAAAAUACCAUUCAUGUCAGAAAUAACUUGAAUGAAACUAAUGGUCGCUACAUGAGAUUCUAGUAUUUCUCAAACACACAUGAAUGAGUCAAGGAUUGUUGUUGAUGCCAACAGUAACUCAUCAAUAUCUGAUCAAACUGAUAAGGCAGCUAAACCUCAAGUUAAUUGGACCAAAACCCGUUACGAGAUCAGAUACUCCAACAGUGUUUGCAGUUGCCUGAUUGUUUAGAUGUUAGUGGUUUUUAUUAUUUUUUUAAUUGUGCUUUGUUUGGUUUUUAUAUUUUUUUACUGUGUUUUUAUACCUUUUUUUAACAAAAAAAAGAUCAUUUUACACCUCACAAGAAAAUCUUCAUGGCAAACUAUUGCAGUUUUACUAAUUAGUAGCUGCAAUAAGUUUACAAAAAUAUUUUUGAAAAACUUAAGUAAAAAAAAAAUAGAAUAAAAUCAUCAAGAAGCAUUUAAAUUGGUGCACAUUUUAGAUUUCUGAAUGUAUUUCACACUAAACUUGAAACCAGGAUGUGUUUGUUUUUAUUUUAUCGUGUAAAUAUUGAUGUUAAGGUGUGUUUUCUAUUCUCCUGUAAGAUCAUUAAAAUGACGGUUUGAUUUGGCA
This is a messenger RNA of Poecilia latipinna (sailfin molly), 1875 nucleotides long. RefSeq names its product OX-2 membrane glycoprotein-like. Gene Ontology annotation, biological process: heterotypic cell-cell adhesion; negative regulation of neuroinflammatory response. The coding region runs from base 49 to 999 and encodes 316 amino acids. NCBI's taxonomy places the organism in Eukaryota, Metazoa, Chordata, Actinopteri, Cyprinodontiformes, Poeciliidae. The transcript has 7 exons. Gene Ontology annotation, molecular function: cell-cell adhesion mediator activity. The record is from RefSeq and is a predicted model, not a curated record. Gene Ontology annotation, cellular component: axon; neuronal cell body; cell surface.